AUGAACAACAACACCGAUACUAACAACAUUGAUACUAACAACAUUGACAACAGCGAAAGUGCUAAAAGAGUGAAAAAUGAAAAACAGCAACAAGCCACAAAAACAAUUAAACUUCAAGCACUCUUGCCUCGUCGGCGUCAUCAUCAUCCAUUAGAACCUAAAAUUGAAAAUGAAUUGGAUUUUCCAAUGUCAUCAGAUGAAGGAGGAAAUGAUUCUGGAAAAAUGGGAGCGGAGAAAUAUCAAAAAGAGCGUCAAGAAAGAAUCAAGUACUUUAAAGAAAUUGAUAGCUUCCAAAUAAACUUUAAAUAUGAUGAUACCGAUGAUAACUUUAAGGAAAAAAAUAUUGAUGGAGUAUUGACAGUUGAUGAUGAUAGUGACGAAAAUGAAGAAAUAUAUGAAGUGGCGGCGAGAAAAAGUAGUAAAAAAAAAAAAAGAAUUUAUGCAAACGUGAUAUUGUUUCGAGCAAGAAGUGCAAACGUGGACAAAUAUAUGCUAAAUAAAUAA
This is a messenger RNA of Entrophospora sp. SA101, 504 nucleotides long. The record is from the annotation of a GenBank genome assembly. NCBI's taxonomy places the organism in Eukaryota, Fungi, Glomeromycota, Glomeromycetes, Entrophosporales, Entrophosporaceae.